Iphiclides podalirius (scarce swallowtail) is the source of this 201-nucleotide messenger RNA. The record is from the annotation of a GenBank genome assembly. Lineage: Eukaryota; Metazoa; Arthropoda; Insecta; Lepidoptera; Papilionidae.
AUGAAGACGUUGACAUGCGACAAUGGGGCCGUUAGCUCGGAAAGGAAGAGUUUUACGAGCAGCGGGGAGGGGGGCGUGUGUGCCGAACAGGACAUCGACUCGGCGGCUCAGCGCAGUGGAUUUUCUGAAGGCUGUGGCGCGGGCCGCAUGCCAACGCCGCGGCCGACCUCGCGCGACCCUAUUAAUACAAGAGGCGCCGUC